GGAAGCGGCGGUAUAUAAAGAGGGUCAAUUAGGAGGUCGCGAUAGUAUUUGCUUGUGGUUCGGAGGGGAAACAGUGUCUCGCGCGCGAGCGAGCGCGUGGAAUUUGCGUUACUUCGAUCGAGGAAUGCGUAGGAGUUGUACAGAACAGUUAGACCUACAGUAAUCAGAGAAGCGAGUCAGGAUGGUGGGUCUAAUGGGCGGAAUGUUAUCCAACACCUUUUGGAAAGCAGUGGGCGGCGAACCUCCUUCGACGGGAGGUGAGACCCAUCGCACCGUCAGCGACUUCAGGCGAGGACACACGGUGGGAGCCUUUCAUACACCCCGCCCUCAGAUACUCAGGUGCCCCGUCAACAGCAACGCGAGUCAGGGUGAGAUCAGCUUCUUAUAUAUCAAAUCCGACCAUUUCUGCGAGGCUAUGAGCUGUGGUCGCGAUGACCUCACGCGACAGGGAUGCGCCGUAGGUGGUGGCGUUCGCUCCCCUCAGGAAGCUGACGGAGACUGGGUGAUGUCCGACCUGACCUCUCCGCGGUUUCUGCCGAGCGUCAGGACAACAGAUUUGGGCUCUAAGCAGGCAUUCGCCUCCUCCGUGACCUCUACCACGAUGGCCAAAAUCGACAAUGCCCCUUCGAAUAACGACACCGAUUUGGGCGUUCUGAACCCGUCGCAUUUCACGGCGGAUCCGCCGAAGUCCGCCGUGACGACGGACAUUUACUUCCGAGUGCGUUCGGAAAUCCCGCCAAAUCGGAUGUCGGUUUCGCCCGAGAUCAACGAAAACUUGAAACGUUUCCCCGUCGAGGGGCAAGAUGCAAAUCAUUGUGAGAACGGCGAUCUCGCCAUGAAGAAGACGAAGAGGAAGAGGAAACAACAGCAGCAGCAGCAGAAGGCGGCCAGGAAUUGCAUUGACAACAACAUCGACUCACUCCCAACAACCCCUGGCAACUGUGGCUCGGGCCAGGGUGAGGAGGCGUGGCCGCGUCAGUGCGCUCUGAGCCGUCAUUCAGGUAGUUUUGGUACUACGUGGUGUUGCAGCAGGAAAUCUUGCCACGCUUGUGUGAUGGCAUCGUCGUCAAAUGGCCAGGGAACUGUAGUGCCUGGAACAGUGUCAUUAGCCCUCGUCGGUGGACGGGAAUCUCCCCUCCCCCCAGAACCCCCUCCAGUGAGUGUCAAUCCCGAAGGAAUGAUUCCAAAUGCAAAUAACACUAGUGUGCCGUCUACAGCGAUCUCAGGAGGAGAAGCCGCUACAGCUAGGGCUGGCUGUAGUAGCACCGGCGGCGGCGGCGGAAAGCAAGCAACAAGCACUUGCGGCGGCCCUCCCUUCGUAGGAUACAGGGAGGACAUCAGGGCCUUCGACAUCUACCAGAUCACGCCGCACGUGCCCUCCUCCGAGGCACAUUACUCGCGACUGCCAGCCGCCCUGUCGCCCCUGACCGAUUCCUCGUCGUCUUCUUCCUCCUCGGAUUCCGACCCCGACGACGCCCGCAAGAGGCAGCAGGGCUUGAGGAAGAGGAAGAGGAAGAUCCCCAGCAGGAGGGAAGAGGAGGGCGAGAAGAGACAGAGGGAAGGGGAAUCGGACGAAGAAGCCAGCGAGGAAGGAGGCCCCUCCGGCCUUGAAAACGUUACAGUCUACACGUCGCCGUUUCUGGAGGACUACACCAACAGAAUCGCCGCCGUCCUUCAGACGAUAACGGAGAAGGGCGAGAGGACUCAACAACCCUCUGCCUUCUCCUCCUCUUCCUCCUCCUCAUCCUCCUCCUCCACCUGCAGAGGGUCGCCACACUCCCAAAGGCGCGUCUCUUUCUCCUUCGGCACAAGUGAACCCUCAACCUCUAGUACCAUACCACGCAAUUCCACAACCACGAACACCCCCUCCCCCUCCUCCUCCUCCUCCAAGCAUAAAGGACGCGAUGACGAAGGUGACGUCCACAUGGAUGAUGAUGAUGAUGAUGACGAUGAGGAUGACGAAGCCUCUACCGUUGUUCCCGAUGACUUCCAUGAUGACGACGAUACCGACUCUGACAUCGAAAUCUUAGGACAAUCAGCAGAAUCGUGGGUGGACUUGUCCAACCAGCCGGAGGAGAGCCCCGAUCGAGUGACGCCUCUGCCCUUCGGCAACGGCGAGGAGUACAUCCGCCUCCUGAGGGAGGCGCAGAGGGAGAGCAACCAUUCCUCGGCCAGGGUGUCCCUCGCCUCGUCCCGACGUGACACGCCCAGGGACUCCCCUCACGAUUCACCGAGGUCUCCUCCAAAUAGUCCAAACACAGAAAUGACCACGGACCCAGAGGAGGCCCUACCGAAAGAUGUCUACAUCAACUAUUACAAUAAGGAAGGUGACUUCAUCAGUGUUGAGAGAAACACUGAAACUGACUGGAUCUGGGACUGGAGCAGUCGGCCUGACCAGACUCCACCCAAGGAGUGGCGGUUUAGUCACCCUGGAAAGGGAGUGAAUCGCGGUGCCAGCAUCCGGCGUGUGAUGGUGGGGAAGUCAUCUCUGUUUUCAAGGGAUGUUCUCUACACACUGUUAAUCACCAAUGUUUUGUCCCUCCUCAUCGGCACAGGAAUUGGGAUUUGGCUGUCGAAACGCUCAAGCAGUGGAACGAUUGUGACUUUACCCAUCAAUUGAUCUCUAGCUACCCUGGCGAAUGCCUUGUCUUGCCCUCUGCUCAGCAGUAGCAGCAGCAUUUGCAGAUACUUUCCUCCCAAUGCUAUUUCUUCAUCUCACGGGCUAAUUCACCGUGCAUUUCUAAAUUAAGUACUGUAUCUUUAAUUGCUACUAGCUUUAAUUAAGACUAGAUGUCUCCCAGCUUAUAUUCUUAUUUGUUUUUUGUUAGGGGAUGUCCUAUUACCAUUCAGAAAUUCUUAUUGACUCAGGAUGAUGGACUUACUAUUAUGUUUAUUCAAUGCUUUAUUCAAUGCACUCUCCUACUACCAUUCAAAAGUUUUUCAGUUACUAAGGAUUGAGUUUUUAUGUCAGUCAGUGCACUGUCUUGUUCAACACAGGCAGUUUGUGUUCAGAACAAUUGUUUACUUAUAAGAAAGGGAUUCAAUUAAAUUUUUUGUAAAGGAAAAUUGAGCAAAAUGCUACUCAACAUUUAUUGAGUUUUUCUUGUAUUAAUGUUACCCAAAACUUUACAGGUAAAGCUAAUGAUCAAGAAGAGCACUGUAUCCGUGCUUUUGGAAGUUCAGGAUCGUAUUUCAUUCAUAUUAAUACAUAUACUAAAGUUGUCUUGGAUGUAGCAGGAUAGCUAGUGAUGUUUAUGUUAUGUCUUUCGUUACCUCUCGCACGAACAAAUUCCACAUCUUGUGGUAUUUGUCUUGGUAGGGCUGACAAGGAAAAGUCAUGUCGAGUUGAGCUGCCUUCAACUCGAUGGGGAGUUCUUCCGACGUAGUUCUUGUCUUGUUUCAUGAUUGUUCUCUACAUUUCUGUUGUUGUACAGUCUUCAUUUUUACAGGAUUAACUUUGUCAUGAAAGUACAUCAUUUACUUUUUGUCGUGUGGCAGUAUUAUCCUAUGUUGAGAAUUUUUAGUAAUGCCACACAUGCAGAACUGUACAAAUUAGGCAGGGGGAGGAGGGAUAGAUAUCUAGUCAGGUUUUCAUCGCAGGGUAGUAGUGCAGCAUUACGCACCACUACCCUGUAUUUCAAGAACUCUUUCCAAAGGGCUUUUCAUUUGUGUUCAAGUUAGAAAACAAAUGAUUUUUUCAAUGUCAACACAACUUUGUGAUUUUGCAUCACGAGGUUUUUCUCAUCUUUUUUGGAAAAUGCGACUAAGUCUUGGAGGAUGGUGGGCCAUUUAUUAUAUUUUGGCUGUGGUUUUCAAAUUCCCUUAUAGCAUUGUGAUCACUGCAUGAAGGCUGACUAAACACAUUAUAAAUACUGUACAGGCUGAAAGCUUGACGGGCAAGCGAUUAGCACAAUGUAUGUACGACCAAUUUAUUAGUUGGUGAUUUAGUGAAAUUUAGUGUUAGCAGCCCUUAGGUAUAUACAUCAAGUGAAUAUUGUCUGACGUAGUGUGUGUCCAGAACACAUUUCAGCAACAACAGUGUCUUCUUUUAUUCACGCAUUUAUACAGUACAGAAUGUAUUUCUGUUGACCAGGAAGUCACUACUAGCAAGUAAUAGUCAUCGGCGUAUGUAACUAGAGCCGCUGAAAUUACCAAACAUUACAUGCCAUUGGUAUUGGAAACAAUCUACCUAAUUUUUCUUUUGGUUUUAGGAAAGGACAAAAAUUUUUAUUUUUUUCAUAUACCGUAUCAGUAAGGUAUAUUAGGAAGCUAUAAUAUAGCUUCCUUCAUGUAUUUCUCUUCACAUUUUUUCUAUAUGAAAAAUGCAAGAGCAUCUGGUUAGACCCUCUAUGUUACUGUACAGUAGACAGGGCCAAUGUUACGUAGACUCUUUGUAUCUGCAACAACAGCGCCUUCAGUUGAAAAAGAACUGUAUGAAAUUUGGAGAUUUAUUGCGUAUCGAGUUGUUGUUUACGUUGUUAGAGGUUAAUGUACAGUAAUAUCUAGUAUUUUAUUUACUCUAAUGCAGUUGUGCUUUUUGCUGAAACAGAGAGUCCAACUAGCUCUUAUCUCAAUUAUCUCUUUUUUUAUAAAAAAGUGUUUUCUAAAAAUUUUCCUGUGAUAAGCAUACAGUAAAAUCUUAGGAAAAAAAAUUACAGUAUAGCAUUCUUUAACACAAUAUUCUCAUCCCCUGUUUCUGUACUCUCCUUACGUGUCUGUACAAUUGAGUGUUCCACAUUACUUGGGUUCUUCUCCUCCACUGCUGUAUUGUCCACAAUUUGUUCUCUUUAAGCUUAUACAUUGUAAGAUGUAGUCUUUGCAAGCGAAGUUUCUUCAUCAAAUUAAUAAUAUUCCUCUGGAUGACCAGCAUUGUUGGGGUUACAGUAUCCAGCUUUCUAGUUUUGUAUUGCUGUCAUAAAAAAGGCCAAAUAUACAAAGGUAAUAUA
Macrobrachium nipponense is the source of this 4946-nucleotide messenger RNA. RefSeq names its product nucleoprotein TPR-like (gene BNIP3). The transcript is spliced from 7 exons. Bases 182 to 2620 code for a protein of 812 amino acids. The record is from RefSeq and is a predicted model, not a curated record. Gene Ontology annotation, cellular component: nucleus; mitochondrial envelope; mitochondrial outer membrane. Gene Ontology annotation, biological process: mitochondrial outer membrane permeabilization; positive regulation of apoptotic process. NCBI's taxonomy places the organism in Eukaryota, Metazoa, Arthropoda, Malacostraca, Decapoda, Palaemonidae.